This is a messenger RNA of Emiliania huxleyi CCMP1516, 830 nucleotides long. RefSeq lists its product as hypothetical. The transcript has a single exon. Lineage: Eukaryota; Haptophyta; Isochrysidales; Noelaerhabdaceae. The record is from RefSeq and is a predicted model, not a curated record. The annotation marks the transcript as partial.
AAACUCUGCGAUGAGCGGCUUUCUCGGCAAUGCGAUCGACUUGCCACAAUCCGCGCUGCCGCUCAUGACGCUUUCGAACGUAAUCGCUGUGAUCGCGAUAGUCUCCUGGCCGGCACGACAGCUACUCUCCUGGCCGGCGCAUGUGACUACCCGCCAAAAGUUCACGUGCCCGCUGCGGAGCCCGGACUGAGAACCCCAGCCACUCUCGGUGCGGGAACAUGCGUGUCGCGGUCGUUAUAGGUGGGGUGACCGGCCGGCAGGCAUCUCGCAGCGUCUCGCGUCCGCAAGUGGCUGCCGAAAUAUGUCGGCAGUCGCAGCAGAGGCAGCCAAGGAGGCCGCGGCAGCCGCGGCACUCAGGCUGAGGCGGGAGGCAGCGGCAGCGGCAGCGGCGAGCGCAGUGGCGGAGGCGGAGGCAGCGGCGGUGGCGAGGGAGGCGAGGGAGGCCGAGGCUGCAGUGAGGGAGGCGAGGGAGGCCGAGGCUGCAGCGGUUGCGAGGGAGGCGAUGGAGGCCGAGGUGGCCGCAGCGAGGGCGGCGAUGGAUGCUGCGGUGGCGACCGCGGCGAGGGCUGUCGUGGAGGCUGAGGUGUCUGCCACGAGGGCGGCAAAGGAGGGAGCAGCCUGCAAGAGGGCGGCGGUGGCUCAGCUCGCGAGCUCGCAGGCGCCUCCCGAUAGAUUGCAGCGACCCCUGCGCCGCCACGCACACGGCCCGCUGCGCCGCCCCGCCGCCCUGUCAGGUCCUCCUCGAGCGCGCAGCUAGCGCCUCCGCAGGCCUCUCCGCAGCCGCCGAGGCCGCGGAGAGGGCGAGGCGCGAGGCGUCCUGUGCGGGCGGU